Metopolophium dirhodum (rose-grain aphid) is the source of this 990-nucleotide messenger RNA. RefSeq lists its product as uncharacterized. The record is from RefSeq and is a predicted model, not a curated record. Lineage: Eukaryota; Metazoa; Arthropoda; Insecta; Hemiptera; Aphididae. The transcript is spliced from 3 exons. The coding region runs from base 21 to 971 and encodes 316 amino acids.
UUUCGGUGUUUAAAAUAAAUAUGGCUGGACCAGUUGCAAAUAUGGCUAAUAUUUGGAAGAAGAAGCCUUUUAAAUAUACUCCACCAUCACCGCCAGCUAAUCUCAUCGAUUGUAGUAAUUUAACUAUCGAUUUCGCGGCUCGUAAGUUUUUAAACAUUGGACUAGACCCUACCGAUGAAUUCAAUACCAGGAUACAUAUUAUAACAGCUUCACGUUAUGUAAAUAUUCCUGUCGACUUUCUAAAUCGAAUAUUCAGACUUAUGGGAAACAUUCUAUCGUUCAUACUCGAUCAACCAGAAAAAUAUAAACGAAAAUUAUUUUUGGAGACAGACUCAAUUUCAUUAUCUAGUAUGGUGUAUCAAUCGGAGAACACACUCGUUAUAGAAUCAAAAAUUCAAGACGGUUGUCGUGUUUUGUUAAAUCGUACCGACCUAUUACUCUUGCAAGAUUUAGAAUCUACCAUUUCUGAGAUCAUCGAUAGAAAAUCUAUUAUAAUUAAACCAAUUGUAAUACAUCAAAUUGAUCUAAUCGCCUCAUUCUUAAAAACAAACUCGAUGUUAAAACACUCGACACUCGAAAUAAUGAGAAACCGUGUGAGAAACGUCAAUAAUGAUUUCAUUUCAAUACACGUUAUUGGUGAGAACGACUACAUUUUCACAAGUCAGUUAAAAUUAUAUGCAACUGAUUGUAUCGUUCAAAAAUGGAUGGAAAAAUUGGAAAAAGAUGAGGGAUACAAUGGUCAGUGUUCAUUAGUUUAUUCUCCGCCAUCGUUUAACAGUUUAUAUGGACAGGAAAAUCUGCCAUUAAUCUCGCCCUUAUCUCCACCGACACAAGAGAGCCACGUCGAAAACAUGGAGUAUUCUCUACCCACACAGGAGAGCCCCGUCGAAAACAUGCAGUAUUCUCUACCCACACAGGAGAGCUUCACCGAAAACGAUGGACCAUUUGGACCACAGUAUAUAUAUAACUAAUUUUAUUUGUACUAUUGUA